Messenger RNA from Angiostrongylus costaricensis, 654 nucleotides. The record is from the annotation of a GenBank genome assembly. NCBI's taxonomy places the organism in Eukaryota, Metazoa, Nematoda, Chromadorea, Rhabditida, Metastrongylidae.
AUGGUGAGUAGAAAGACCGUGCUUAAAUUCGGUCGUAAUUUCGACCUCUCACCUGGGGUUUCGCGGUUCUCGGCAGCUAGGAUGCACCUAAAACGUGGAGCCAAGAAGCCAGUUGUGACGAAAUCUCGAAAGCUACUUCUACUUCCACUUCAACGAAGGGAGCCAAAGUUUAAACUUGGUCAUCCAAAGAAGGUCUCACUGAGGAGAAGUCUGGUUCCGGGAACCGUUCUCAUCGUUCUUGCUGGACGCCAUAAAGGAAAACGUGUUGUUUUCUUGAAACAGUUGAAGAAAUCUGGUCUUCUUCUUGUUACUGGUCCUCAUAAGUUGAACAAUUUCCCUCUGCGGAGAAUAGCACAAGCUUUCGUCAUCGCUACCAAAACGAAGAUUGAUGUUUCUGCUGUCAACGUCCCAGAGCACAUCAAUGAUGAUUAUUUCAAGCGAAAGACGCUAUCAGGGAAGAAGGGACAGAACAUUUUUACCACAGGAAAGGUUGAAUACCAGGUUACAGAACAAAGAAAAACUGACCAAAAGGCCAUCGACAAACCCAUUUUGGAUGCUAUUAAGAAGCAUCCUGAGCACAAAUUCCUCUUCGGUUAUUUGGGGUCACGUUUCAUGUUGGGAAAGAGAGAUUACCCACACAACAUGGUCUUCUAA